Messenger RNA from Saccharomyces cerevisiae S288C, 876 nucleotides. It is a transcript of the gene CMS1, whose product is annotated as Cms1p. Gene Ontology annotation, cellular component: nucleus. The transcript has a single exon. Lineage: Eukaryota; Fungi; Ascomycota; Saccharomycetes; Saccharomycetales; Saccharomycetaceae. The coding region runs from base 1 to 876 and encodes 291 amino acids. The record is from RefSeq and is marked reviewed.
AUGUCUAAUCCAGAUGAUUUAGAUGAUGGACUCGCCUAUGAUUUUGAUGCCGAACAUGAAGUAAUUUUUGACGCCAAGGAUGGUAGUCCCCCAACCAAAAAGGUACAAAAGAGGUCUAUAGAACAAGAUGACGAUGACGUUGAUGAUAUAGAUGGGAAAAAAGAGGAGAGAAAUUCAGAAGAUGAUUCGAAUAGACCUAUUUCGAAAAGACAGAAAAAGCUACAGAAAAAAUCAAAGCUAAUUGAGAAAAAGAAAGAGGAAAGCCAGUAUAUCGUCUCACAACGAAAAGCACUUCCAGCAAGUUCACCAGAAAAAAUUAUUGAGUACCUAACAACUUUGAUACGAGAAAAAAAUCCUGACUUGAGUGUUUUAGAAUUAGAGGAACUUUACUUCAAAAGAAAUGAUUUUCUUUCGACAGAAAAAUUUGACGCUGAACGCAGAUUAAGCAAUUUCCCAGCCUUUAUUCAAAAAUUUUCCGUAGCUCCAAAAAAAAUUGUUUUUUCUAUGUCUAAUAUUAGAGUAGCAGACGUUUAUCGUAGUCUAAACGGUGGCAAAAAUUGCGUCAAAUUAUUCUCUAAAAGUAAACUAAAGGAUGACAUAGCCACCGUGGAACGUUUACUUACUGACAGCUCUAAAAAAUCAAACAAAAAUAAAGAUUCACUAUAUUUUAUUGCCACUCCAACAAGAAUGCAGAAAAUUAUAGAAGCUACUGACUUACUUUUCCAAGGUAAGGAAAAGUUAGAUAUCAUUCUUGAUGCAAGUUAUUUAGAUCCUAAGGAUAAUACUAUAUUAUCAUUCGAGAAUGCAGCCGUCCUCUGCCAAGUCUUGAAAACCUUUUUGAAUAAAAAAAGCUCCGUGAAAAUACUGUUAUAUUAA